This is a messenger RNA of Gallus gallus (chicken), 14063 nucleotides long. It is a transcript of the gene PAFAH1B1, whose product is annotated as platelet activating factor acetylhydrolase 1b regulatory subunit 1. The record is from RefSeq and is a predicted model, not a curated record. Gene Ontology annotation, cellular component: COPI vesicle coat. Bases 9209 to 10441 code for a protein of 410 amino acids. Gene Ontology annotation, biological process: endoplasmic reticulum to Golgi vesicle-mediated transport; retrograde vesicle-mediated transport, Golgi to endoplasmic reticulum; intracellular protein transport. Gene Ontology annotation, molecular function: protein binding. The transcript is spliced from 12 exons. NCBI's taxonomy places the organism in Eukaryota, Metazoa, Chordata, Aves, Galliformes, Phasianidae.
GGAGGUGGGGGGCCAAAGAACCUGUGUUCAGUGGUAAUUGUUUCAUAAAUGACUGUGCAGCAUUCAGCGGGUUUUUGGAAGAGGGAGGGUCUGCUAUCACAACGCUACCUGUCCUUCGAGUCAUUUUAUUAAAUAGAGAAAUUUUGUUAGGGAGCUAAACAAAGAAAAUAUUUUCUAACAGAUGUAUUGCAAAUCUUUCUUGUUCUCAGGGUCCUCGUUUUUGUGUGUUUCUUUUGAUUUGAGCGUGUUUAUGGAUGCUGCGUGCAGCCAUUGAGCAGAGGAGAGACUGGGUGGAGUAAGGAGGCAGAGCUGUGAAAUGGCUAGAUCACCCUUUCAUGGCUUUUUUUUUUCCCAUUUCCUUGCGUUUUGCUGGGGUGGAGGAAUACUAAUUGAUGUAACAAUGAGGUCUCUUCUUUAGGAAAGAAUCUAACGAUGCAGCAGCACAAACCUCACAUUCUGUUUUGAGGCUGAUUUUUUCUGCAGGGUGGAUCUUGAUGUAUGUGACAGUGAGAAGUGACCAGUCACCAUUGCAAAGCCAGUUGUUUUGUCUGUUACCUGUUUCAAUAUAUCAACUUAGAUAUUCACUUGUUGAAUUUAUUUUAUUUCACUUUAGAUAAGAAUUAUAAGUUUGGCAUGGGUAUUUUACACACAAGAUUCUGGGAGUUAUGGAGAACCCCUGUAUUGCUGCUUAGUGUUAUUAUUUGUUCAUUUAACUUGGUUGGGUUUUGGGUAGACACAAAAAUGAAGCAUCCCUGCUUGCUUUGGUGCCUGUAGUAGGGCAGGAAACUCCCAUUAGCGUACAGAUUUAAUUAUGCUGCCCUUCCCUUUGUCAUGUCCCAAGUUCAUACAAAAUAACAACUCAAGAUUUUGGAAGCCCUUUUCAGUGAGGUGGCUCUGUAAGAGCCUCACUGUGUGCAUACUUCUGCAUCAGGAGGGCAGUACUAAUACUGAGACUUAAAGUUAUGUAGGAAAGGCAUUAGAACAAAGGAUUUGGGGAAUACAAAAGGGAUCAGAUGAAGCACCUAGAAAGGCCUGCUUUCUAAGUGCCCUGCUAUUCGAGAUGUAACUAAUGGUGUUCGCUCCUGAAUUCAGUGUUGUUCGGAGCAAAUCCAGCACUGAAAACAAACGAUUAGGGAGCAAGUUGAGUUGUUUUUUUUCUUGGUUCUCUCAGUUCUGGAGUCCAGUUUUCGAUGGUAGGUGGCUACAGAUGAGACUGCUCCUUGGUUUUAAUUUGCCCAAAAUUAAAUUAAAGGAUAGUGGCUUUUCAAAGUUCAUUUACUUAGAGGAGUAGAUGUUACAGGAGUUAAUGGAUGUAUUCUUUAAAUGCCUGUGUCUACAAAUGAAGCUAAGGUAAGAAUAAUGAAGAAUCCAAUAGAACUCUUACCUUCCUGUAACUUUGACUGAUUUUUGACCUUGAAAUGAUUGAAGUUAUUUUCUCAUAUGGCAGUAACAUGCUAAUUUCUCUUCUACAAAAGAAAAAGACAUUAAUGCAUACCUGUAUGACUCUAUGUGAGGUCUGUCUUGGAUGGCUGAGUCUGUUCCCUGGGCUGCUUCCUAUGCUCCACCCAACCUUGAGUGCUUGGGUUGUGUUCUUUACCUGCUGUCAACUUUUUUGCCUAUACAACUUGCCAGCAAUGGGGCUACUAUUGAAUUCUUCUGCUGACUGUCUUUCCCAGUAUCCAAACAGUCUUUGUUCAAGACCUCUGUAACCAGCUUCCACUGUGGCUAAUUGUAAUUUGUACCCUCUUGUAAAGUAUUAUGGGAAAACAGCUGGAGAACCCCUGCUUCUCUGUAUCUCUGAACUAUGCUGUAUGCGUAUGUUACAAAGUUUGCACACAGUCCUCUGAGGCUCAUCCUGGUGUUCACAAGCAAGGAAGGUUGAAACUACUGUAGCACAGAGAGAGAGCUCCUCUCAAACAGUUCUGUUUCAGUGGGGUCCCCCUGCUCGUGUGGCUCCCUGGGCAGCCUCCAAAAUGGAUGGCAGAGGCUGUGGGAGGGCUGUUAAAAUUUCUUCCAAGUGAACACUGGAAUAGUUGUUAGCCUGUAAAUAAAAGCUGCUUAUGCCUAAACACAUGAAACCAAGAUACAGUAGCAAUCAGUUGUUAUUAGUAACAAAUAACAAUUUUGGAUUUCACAUGGAGUAGGCUUUUCUGUUUCCCAGCCUAGUAUGUAACUUGUGAUGGCAAUUGAAGGUCUUUCCAUGUGUCGGAGCCAUGUGUGUUAGUCAAGAUGCUCCUGGAUUUCUUCUGUCAUGUUUAUUGUAGAGACACGGUGAGUUCUGUCCUGUCUAAAAAGGCAGAUUUAUUAACAAGUCUCUAAUUCUCCUGUUUCUCAUUAAAAAAAAAAAAAAAGAAAGAAAAUUGUAACUAUCACAGGAGAGCUUACCUGGUGGCUUUUGGGUGUUAUGAGCAAAGAUGUUGAUUAAUGACUGAUGCUACGUUUGAGCUGUGCUUGGCAGAGUAGGCUAUGCCUCAGUUCAUGCUUCUAAAAAAUAGGCAUUUUCACCUAAUAAGUAAUUUGGACUAGUUGACUAGUAGGAACUUGACGAGUUUUAAGUGCAUCAAGUUAUUUCUCCUAAAUUCUUACAGCAGUUGCUGUGUGAGCUAGAAUGUGUCCCUGAAAGGUUUGUGCUGUUACUGAAAAUGCUGUGGCCUAACUGGAACUGUGGCUGUGUUAUGUCAGCUUUACGGUGGUGCCCACAGCUUAAGCUGUGCGUCUGUUUUAUGUGUGUUACAACUAUCUUAGAACAGUGUUCUCCUUCGUUCCUGCAAUGUGUAGUGACCCAUUGAUCAGUACUGUGCACCAGCAGCAUUUGAAAGAAGUAGAAUUUUUUUGGCCUUCUGCUACAGGCAGUUUGUAUCAUUUCACCUGUGUAUCCGAGCAAGGCUUCUUAGCCUGCUGGUCGUUUUCAGUGUGAAAUGAAUAACUUAGAUCUAGUUUUAUUCUGGUACUUGCUAGAUACUGCAAGCUUACCUCCUACAGGUGUGAACAUCUAGUUUAGCUGUUUAAAAGAAGGGCUUUCUCUUAACGCUCGUUGGGGCAGGCCUCUGAGCCUGUACGGUUUCACCUCGUGCUCUUUGGGGAAUUAAAUAGAUGUGACUUAGUGUUGCUUCUAGCUGUUUUCCCUGAGGGUGGACUGUGGUAUCACCUCAUGCUGCCAUGGACUGUGACAGAAAUUCCAAGGAAAUGUUUCUCUACAAAGUGUGUUUGUAUCGAGCUCUUGUCCUUUGCAUCAGAGCGGUGAGGAUACAGCCCUCUUCAAAGUGAAGUGUGUGGGCAGUGUGGUCAUACUAAGCAGUAGCAAGUACACUUCGGCAUGCAUAGUUACAUAUAUAUGUAUAUAAUGUUAUGGUUUCAAGGUGCUUGUUAGUUAAUAGAUUGAGAAGGAAUUUAGCCACUUCUUCCUUAUUAGUUGUUCUUCUUAGAAAGCCCAGUAGUUUGAUUUGACUGCUUAUGGACUUCUAGGUUAGAACUGUGUUAAAAUAGAUAUGAUUAAUACAUCUUUGGGGUUGUGAUUCAAAUGGUUUUGGAAGAGCCACCUGGUAUUUGUAACCAGUAACUAGCUGCUGCAAUCUUGAGAAGAUACUUCCAGUUACAGGACAGCCAUUGUGCUUGUGGUUUGUAGGUGGUGCUGCAGCAGUCUGUCCUGUAAUUUUCUCAGAUCUGUUGUUAAGUAGGUCCCUGUUCAGUGAGUAUGUAGGUAGGCUUUUCUGAAGCACCUCUUCUCCAGUGCUUGGUGAGUCAGCUGGCAUGCCUGCUUCAAGGCAGGGCUAAAGGUAACAGGUUUUAUGGUGUGAUGCUGUACUGGUUCACAUCUGAGAUAGCAGCGGCCUUUGUGACUGAGGUAUCUUAUGCCUUCUCUCUUGUAUCAGUUUUAAUUGUUCUGUACAAAUCUAAGUUCUCUUGGCUUAAUUAGACAAAUCUAGCCCCCCCACCCCCUGGAUGUUUCUGCUUUCAUUGGUUGCCUCGUUUUUCUGCAUGGAGGUAGCUUAAUGCUAAAACAGAGGUGUUAAGUGUAUUCCUCUUUAGUCUAGAGGAAAAUUAGUAGGAAAUAUCUAUGCUGUUCACAUGUAGAUAAAUGAAUGUUUCUUCCUUAUAGAAAGUAUUGGCAGUUGGUCUUAUUCCUAAUCCACCUGUGGGCUUUUCAGGGUGCUGAAGAAAAGAUCUGAUACACAAUUUGGUUUAUUUAAAUGCUAGCCUCUUUGCAUUGUAUUAAGAGGAUGAUGUCAUUAACAUGAGUGAAUGUGUUUUGAAGCAGAUGGUGUCUUCCAUGUAAUAGAUAAGAUGUACGUAUGACAGGGAUGUUUGAAUCUUGUUUCUCUUGUCCAGCACAGUUGAAGGAUGAGCAUUCUCAUGAUUUGCAGAGUGUUUGGAUUUUUUUUGUCAUUUUGUGGCUUGCUGUUUUUGAAGCUUUAACGUGAGUGUGCCUUCAGGUUUCCUUUCAGUUGUUCUUCAUCUUGUGAAUUGAUUAAACUUAUAUGAUGUUUGUUAGCAUCCCAAUUUACAGCAUCAGAGUCAGGUUAGUAGUGGGCUAAUGAAUGUGGGUAUGGUUCUGGGAACCAUCCGACUGCUACUUCAUUCUGUAACUCAGGGAAGUGGGAGGGAGAGAACUGAAAGGAGCAGAAUUCACAUCCAGCACACGACUGCUGGCCAGCUUUGAAAAUGGUUCAAAGCGCGUAGAGCCUUCUCAGCAGCUAAGACAAAAUAGCUUAAGUAGAGCAUUCUGGUACUGUUAGCCCAAAGUGCGUCUGUAUCACUUGACCAAACAAAAAUCAUUUCGAAAAAUACUUCUAGCUGGAGUCAUCCAGAUAAGCCAUGAUAGGAGCUGCGAGGUUCUCCGAACAAGUUUGGGAUAGCAGCUUGAAAUGCCCAUUGGAAUACUUUGUGUCCUCGUGCCCCCCACACAGCAGUGUCUCCGACCUGCCAGGUUUGCAGUGGAAGGACAAUAUGAGUUUAAAGCUCACUUUGUGAAAUAAUUCCUUGCAAUUACAUGCUGAAAUAUGCCGGCGUAGGGUGAAAAGUAGGGAAAAGAUGAACGCAGCUCAUAACUGAACUGCUUUUUUGUAUUCCCGUGCUCAUCUUUGCUGGCUUCUAAUGUUUCCUACAGUAAGGUGUGUUUGUCGCACUGAAAAAGCAGCUCUAUGGCUGUUGUAAUAGAACUAUGUGUGUGCUGUUCUGCUCUAACUGGUGGAAUGAGAGUCACGAGGGGAAAAAGGAAACUGGAUGCUUGUUAUGUUAUGUUUUGUUUUCCUUUCCUAUCAAGAGAUGGAGACAGACUUCUAAGAAACUUUUUUAGGUCAUAAUCAUGCCGAAGUAGUAUGGAUAUUACCUCACUUCUAGUUAUAUCAGCUUUAAAUGGCAGCUUCUGUGGAAUCUGUUUCUAGAGUUUAUCAUGGGAGGUGUUCUGUGGUUGGGGUUCAUAAAGCAGCUUUUUGGUUUUAGAAAAAAAAAUCAGUCAGAAUUAAUCUAGAUUAAAAGUGUGCUUCAUGGAGUCCAGCAAUGUAAUCCAGUGGUGUCCAACUACUGUUAAUCUCGUUCUACUAGAAGGGAUUGUAACUAAUGGCUGGCAAAUGCAAAAAAACACUUAACACCUCUUGUUAAUAUGUUUUGAAACAAGAUACUGUUGAAAAACUUUAUGGGGAUCUGAUGUGGCACCUGUAACAAGUGACAUUGCAAGGAGAGGGGCAGCUGUAUUCAUGCACAGAGGGGUGGUCUCGGCUUGCAAGAAUAAUCAAAUUUCUAUCUGAUGAUAUUAAGUAAAUUAGUCUUUUGGUGGUUCUGAUCUCCACUACUCCUCCGUAAGUGAUUUGCCUUUCACUGGGAUUGAAGGAUUACCCAAAGAGAGAAAGCAAACCACAGAAAGCAGGAGUUCAGAUAUGGUAAGAAACUGAGGAGAAAAGGAGGAGUGUUUCCUCCCAGAUAGAGUAGAAUGCCUUCUGAGGACAGCAGGGACUGCAUGAGAGCUGGGCACUGGGCUUCAGGGCUGCUCGAAGUUUUACAGUGUGUUAGAGCUUCUCCUUCAUGUUGAAGUUUUAAUGUGCAAUCAUUUAAACAGGAAUAAUCCAAAACUCUGUAAUUGAUUUCAUAUUGUGACCAUGAUCCCAUGUGGUUGUUCACGGUGACUUGUGUGCCCUUCCUGCCCAGCAGUGCUUACCAUGUGGCACGCUUACCCUGACAGUGAGAGCAUGACUGCAGGUCUGUGACCCUCGAGAAAAUCUUUGUAUAGGUUACUUAGAUAUUGAGAUAGAUAAAAAUCUUUGAGUUUGUUAGGAUAUUAGGGUUCUGCAGACUGCAGGGAAAACAAAAUCCUGUUUCUGAGGCCCAGCAGUGCCCAGUGCUGCUGCUAUGAGUUAGAGAAGCGUUGGCCUGUUUUGUAUCUGAUAGUACAUUCUCUCUGUGAUUUAUGUCAUCUAGCUCUUUUAAUUUCAGAUUUAAUGAGCUACGCUUACGUGUUUGGUAUAUAUAGCUUGUGUUUUUGUGGGGAAGUCUGUUCACAGAGCCUAAGCAAUGGUCAUUAAAACCACAGAAAUGUGACUUUAUUUUGAAGUUUCCAGGGGAGCUACGGACACGGAAUGCUGGUUUGGGAUGAACUUGGGUUAGCUUUCCUGCUGCCUGUCUGCCACCAGUUAAGGUCUGUGUAGGACCUCACAAAGCUCGGCGCUGUGCGGUAGCUAUGCUGCCCAUUGGGAUGGCUGGGCUCGACCCCCAGUGCCUGCCCUUGGGUUGGGUCUUGCUCAUACCUCAGAGGCUCCACUGAGCAUAGCACAGCAAGUGCACACCCAGAAUAAAAGAUGAGUAGGAGAGCAGUUAUUUGCUAUUUGUGUAUUUUUUUUUAUUUAUACUGCUAUAUAUGUUGUUUCUAAGUUAAACAUUUGCUUUUUCUCAUUGCUAACCUGUAGCGUAGGUGGAUCGUAUCUCAAUCUGGAGUAACUUCUACUAUAAAUUGUUCUGAAGAGCAGAACUGGGUACUGUUUGUCAGUUGAGGCAUUGCACUGCUUUGUCGUGGUUACUGGAAGGAAAGGAAAGGCAGUGGAGAGCUUUGAACUGACCUUGCUGAUGCAAUAACAGAGGAAGAUAAGGUUGGUUGUAGUUUCACAUUUUGAUAUCUGUACAUAAAUGUGUCUUGCAAUGCAUUUAUGAAUUGCAUGGAUUGGAAGGGCUUCCUGAGCCCUCCCCCUGCGUACAGCAGCAGAGGAGCUCCUGUCCACGACUUCCUUGACCUCUGUGUUUGCAACUCCAGUGUUGCCAUAGUACAGUGCGUGCAUUACUCUGGGAGAGUGAAUGGUGCCCUGAGACACUGAGAGAACCUUCAGAUAAAAGAUGCAGCACUGAGUUAUUAGGAUUGCUAAGCAAAGAUAUAACAACAAUAAAACAAAUUAUUUAGGUGAAAUGGGGAAAAUAACACAGCUUAGGAAGUAAUUAAUCUAUGCAGUAUUUAAUUGCAGGUCCAGAAACACUCUAUCAGUAAUUGAAUGUAAGAGAACAGACUAGUUUUCAUUUUAAAAAGUCUUCAAGCAUGCUUCAACAAUUCUGUUCAGUCUCUGUGGCUUUGUAAAGUAUAUGAUCAUACCACAAGCCAUGAUUUGUUAUUUAAUGACGGGAUUUAUCACAAAGUGAGGGGUUUGUGACAGUCCUGUGCCUGAAAGUGAUUUUGUUUUUUCCUUGAUGCUUUUUUUUAUAUGCAGACUAUCAAUAUGGAAUCAAAAGGUUCUUAAGUUAAGAAGUAAAACUUUUUUGUGGUAUUGGUGGGGUUAUUAAUAGGAGGUGCAUCCUGUUUUGCAUUUAAUUAGUAGUUAUUACUCCAAGGAUGGCUCUAUUAGGCUCAGGCUUCUUUUCCCUGUACUUAAUAAUGCAGAACAAAUUAAAAAGGAAUCCUUUCUUUUGAGAAAGAUCGGGCUCUGUCUUGACACCACCUUAUUCACAGCAAAUUAUUGAUAGUGCAGAUCAGUGCUGUCAGGCAAGAUGCAAGGAUCAGGCUUUUCCCAAGAUUUCUGUUGAACGUUUGUUUCUCAUUACCAGGGCUGUUGGCAGGCAUGUGUGUAAUGCAGCAGUGACUACAAACCUCGAUAGGUGGAGGAGGACUGGUUAGUCUUGCUCCACCGAGUUGUGUAUGUCACAGAGCCCUUGCUGGCCAAGGGAAGAGGCAGUGCACGUGGGCAACAUUUGUCCAUUCUCUGCUGUUUCUAAAACAGGUGCAUUUCCAUCAAGGUGGUAACUUCUGAACAAAUAAGUAUGACCUCUUUCCUUGUAUGGUGUACUUCUGGUACUUGUAGAUGUCUGCACCAUCAUCUAUUUUUGUAUGACGUCUGCAUUGUUGCGCUGCUACAGGGCCAUGUCAUGCUGGGGGCUCAGCUGAGGCAAGUAAGAAGUGUGUCCCCGCAAAAGUUGCUUGAUGUGCUGCUUGCCUUCCAAUGGAAAAGUCAGGAUUCAUUGCUUUCUGAAUAGUCAUUGUGUUCAACAGACUUUCUGCAGUUUGUUUUUUCUCUAGACUCUCAAAUUUACAGAGAAAUGCUGUGAUUGAGCAGUAACUUGGUGUGAACAAAGUGAAUUGAUGGUGCAUUCAAGACAUUGUCUGGAUUCUGAGAUUGAGCAGAUGAAGCAGCCAUCACUUGGAAGCUGUAGGGGGGUGAACCCAGAGGUGGAGGCCAGGAGCCCUUCAGGUGUUUGCCCCAGCUGGUAAUAAAACUCACCUGGAGGCAAACAAACUGUGAUUUUACCUCUGCCUGUUACUUUGGCAGGCUUGUGACUAGGCUGUGUUACUGCUUUUCACAACAUGCUGGAGUUUGGAACUUACUUUCCAUAAAAGGAUUUUGCAUGUAUUAAUAUUCAAUUGCAUUGACUGCCAGAUGAUUUCCCUUUCAGUUUCAGGGUGUUCCAGUACUGCCCAAAGGACAAGCCCUUCACAAUGCAGCUGCUAUGAAGAGUUAAAGCGCUGUCGCUGCAGUUCAGCUUCCAAAGAAAGCCAGGUGUCAGCUUGGUUUCCCAUGGCUGCGAAGAAGAUGCACCUGUGAAGAGCAGCUGUCUCUUACCUGUCAGGAGAUGGAUUGAAUCUUCUGUGUUGAAUGCCUCCAGGUUUUUCUGUUGGAUUUCCCAUCUGGAGAAACAUCUGUGCUUUGAGCCACUGUGGCAAACUGAAUUGUGGAUCCUAAGGCUUCAGAUCUUGGGGAGACGUUAACCUGACACACAUUAACCUGACAUCACAACCACAAUGGUGCUCUCACAAAGGCAACGAGAUGAACUAAAUCGAGCAAUAGCAGAUUACCUUCGCUCUAAUGGCUAUGAAGAGGCAUAUUCAGUUUUUAAAAAGGAAGCUGAGUUAGAUGUGAAUGAAGAGUUAGAUAAGAAGUAUGCAGGACUUCUGGAGAAAAAAUGGACAUCGGUUAUAAGAUUACAAAAGAAGGUAAUGGAAUUAGAAUCGAAGCUGAAUGAAGCUAAGGAAGAAUUUACAUCAGGUGGACCUCUUGGUCAGAAACGAGACCCUAAGGAGUGGAUUCCUCGUCCUCCAGAGAAGUAUGCUUUGAGUGGACAUAGGAGUCCUGUCACUCGAGUAAUUUUCCAUCCAGUUUUCAGUGUAAUGGUUUCUGCUUCAGAGGAUGCCACAAUAAAGGUGUGGGAUUAUGAGACAGGAGACUUUGAACGAACCCUUAAGGGGCAUACAGACUCUGUGCAAGAUAUUUCCUUUGACCACACUGGCAAACUGUUGGCCUCCUGUUCUGCUGAUAUGACCAUUAAGCUAUGGGAUUUCCAGGGCUUUGAGUGCAUCAGAACUAUGCAUGGUCAUGAUCACAAUGUUUCUUCGGUAGCCAUCAUGCCCAAUGGAGAUCAUAUAGUUUCUGCCUCGAGGGAUAAAACUAUCAAAAUGUGGGAAGUCCAAACAGGUUACUGUGUGAAGACUUUCACGGGUCACAGAGAAUGGGUGCGCAUGGUGCGGCCUAACCAGGAUGGCACCUUAAUUGCCAGUUGUUCUAAUGACCAGACAGUGCGUGUUUGGGUGGUAGCAACAAAGGAAUGCAAAGCUGAGCUCCGAGAACAUGAGCAUGUGGUAGAAUGCAUUUCCUGGGCUCCUGAGAGCUCAUACUCCACCAUAUCAGAAGCUACAGGAUCAGAGACUAAGAAGAGUGGUAAGCCUGGGCCUUUUCUGCUGUCUGGAUCCAGAGACAAAACCAUUAAGAUGUGGGACAUCAGCACUGGCAUGUGCCUUAUGACACUUGUGGGCCAUGAUAACUGGGUACGUGGCGUUCUGUUCCAUUCUGGGGGAAAGUUUAUUUUGAGCUGUGCUGAUGACAAGACUCUACGUGUCUGGGACUUCAAGAACAAACGAUGCAUGAAAACCCUCAAUGCGCACGAACACUUUGUUACCUCUUUGGAUUUCCACAAGACGGCACCAUAUGUGGUUACUGGAAGUGUAGAUCAAACAGUAAAAGUGUGGGAGUGCCGUUGAUUGAUUUCACAUUUGACCCCCUUUCUCCUCUGGAUGCACUCAGAUACCAUGGUUACCCAUUGAGCUCUGUUUAAAUAAAUAUUGUCCUUUCAUGUAAAUUAUUCUGGAUGUAGAUUGAGCUUAUUAAAUGUUACACACAAAGUAUUCAUGCAUGGUGAAUCCAAAUUGUAUACUGUAAAUUUACAUACGUUGUCUAGAAGUACCAUAGGUUUAAGAACAUGGGCUGGCAUUGGUCACAUCAGACCUAAGAAGGCAGAAGUUGGAUGAUUGAAAUAGGGCACUUAACUGAAUAGUUGACAGUGUCGUUCUGUGUCGGAUAAUUAUACCUGUUUUUCUUUCUGCUGUCUGUUGGUGCCUGAAUUGGUGACCUCAUUUGGGAAAGGUUUUGUAGGGCUCUUUCAGAAAUGUGUAUCUAUGUAACAUCACUUAAGUGUGCUUAAUAAAUCUUCUCUAAGAGUACUAGAUAAUAAGGCUGCAAGUCAGAAUCUUCUGAACCUUAUAUGUAAUUAAUGGAAAUUAAUUAAACUUUGGAAUAUUUGUCAUGAAACAUUUGCCAAAUCAACAGAAUACACUUUGUUUUGGCCUCCUAUCACGCAAGGGUUGGUAUAUUUAUAUAACUAACUGUAAACCUGAAAUAAGACAACAAAUCCUAGUAGCAGCUGAUGUGAUAAAUGUAUUUAUUUUUUAUUUGGUCAUUCAGUGGUUAAACUGUGCUGUUAAACUAAGUUUAAAUGUGGGGUUUUUUUUCAGUUUUUUUAAUGCUAGACGAACUUCCAGGAGGAGUUGUCCAUCCCACUAGAAUUUAGUGAUCUGAUUUCCAAUAGAGCUUAAUCUCCCAAAUGACUGCCAUGGUACAACUUGCUGUUUGCUUUCAAUGUUUGUUAGAGAUGUGCAAUUCCUAUUACACGACAGUAUCAAAGUACACUUCCCUUACGUUCACGUGCAAGGAGGUUGGGAUAUACGAAGCUGUCUUGGUUUCUUUAAUGCCUCCUUGGGAACCCUUUUGAAUAUGAGGUUAUAUUCACCUUGACGAGACAAUGUGGCUUAAAUAAACACUUACUGUGGUUUGCGUAUGAAGAAAUAUCUCUGGGUAUAGUAUUUAAAUGCUUUAAAGCAAGCACUAAAUACCUUGAGCAUCAGAUUAUAAUGGCAGAUACAAAUUGAUACAGGCUUCUAAAUGAAAAACAAAACACCAUCGGCAAAACAGAGCCCAGCUGGGGGAAUGAUGCUCUCAAGUAAACAACUACAACCCAAAUCCUGUCCACAAAAGCAGCCCAGUUUGGUUAUUGGCGUUUGCAUCAUCUGGUAGAUUCAGUUUUUAAUUUGCAUAUCCCUGAAGUUACAUCCUUUGGUCUGAAGUGAAUGGAAGUAUAAAUUAAUAUUUUAAUCAGCAUUUUGUGACAAAUUCCGUUAUAGAGAACUAAGAAUUCCAGUACUUACUGAACUAACAGUGUCUUUUAAAAAUCCCCUUCAAAAUUUCCAUGGGGUGAAAUACCGGUCUGACAUUUUAACAGGUGAAGUUGUGCUUUUUUACUCAUUUUGCUUAAUACAUGGCUUUUAAAACUGUCCCUUUUAGAAAUAGAGCGGUCCGUGGCCAGCAGUGUUGGCUGGGAGGUGUGCGGGAUGCGGUGUUGAUUUCCUACAGUCGCCCCCCAGGAGGACCCGUUGUGUGCAGGCGGAGCUGUUUGUUGCUGUGCGGAGCCGCCCCUGGGAGCGGCGGGGAAAUGGGCUUCUGAGGUGUGGGGUUUGGAGCCAGUGUAAGAUUCAGGCAGUCCUCUCAAAUCCAGUGGCUUAUGUCAUUUCCAGUGUGUGUUUCUGCAUUUAGGCAUGCAGAAAUAAAGUAUUUUUAUCUUCAUUAGCUGCUUGGACUGGAAAAAUUUGCUGCUCUGUGCUAUUCAGGAACUCCAGAGGCACAGCAGCGCAUCUUAAAAUUCCUCAGUGCGCUGCAAUGGUAAAGUAGUCAGCUCAGCUCCCCAUAGAGCCCAGAAACUUUAAGUAUGAAAACCACACUUGUGUACAUAAUUCAUAAACAUGACUGAGAAAUUAAAGGUACCUAUUAAGUGGAAAUCGUCUGCUGCAUUUUUUGCUGUAGCAUAGGGCUGUUUGCAGGAGGAAAUAACUAACGAACGUAAGCAGCAUUUAAUUGCUUGUGCGAAGCGCCCUGCCAAGUACUUCUGCAGUGCAAUUUGCAACCUUCUCCUUUAAUGAGCAGUGAAUAAUCUCAGGGAUGGUCCUGAACGGAUCAAAAGUGAAAGCCCUGUUUAGACAAAAAACAAAAAAAACAAAACCUGAACCCACAAGGCAGGAGGUGGGGCUGUGAGGCUCUUUGCAGUGUUGCUCCGUGGUAUUACACUGUGUUGAACUUUUUCACUGUUUGCAACGUUCUGUCAGCUGCCUGAUGCUGUGCCUUUCCUGUGAUACGCCGAGGCUAUUGCUAUGGAUUGCAAACUGUUGGGGGUUUGAGAGGUUCACUGCUGCUUUGUCACUUUCGUACUAAAAUUGGCAUUGCUUAAAAACUAGCCGUGUGUAAACCAUGCUCCACGCAGCCCUGACAGCCUGCUGCUUGGCUUCACAGACAGACAUUCCAGUGCCACACUCAUGUAAUGUGCCCAGGAAGUCUUAGAUGUAUUCUUGAAAGUGCAACAUUUAUUGUGGUUCAGACGUAAUCUGGAGGUGAUGUUUUAUCGCAUCUUGCACUUUAGAAGACUUAAGAAAACCGUCCUGCUUUUGUGUGUGGUGUGACCAAUGGUGCGCCCGGGCACCCAGUAAAGAGAAAGCUGGAGCUGUAGUGAGCUGUGCUGGGGGAGCUGUGGCUGCCGUCUCCCCGCGUCUCCUUCCGUCAGCACCCUGCUGCUCCCCCGUGCUCCUCCUGUCUUUACGUGAGCUGCCUGACACUAGCACUCUUAAAUAGCUUUUGGCUCGUGUGAAAGCUAUUUAAAAGAAAAAGAGACUGUUUGUUUUUUUUCUUUUCUGUAGACAGUGGUGGCUUGAUAAUCCUUUUAAUGAUUUGAAUAUAAAGAGAAAAUACUAAGUUGAGUGAAGGAGAAACGCACUUAGAAUGAGUUAUUUGCUGUCCAACUGUACAUUAAGUCCAGUGUAUUUAAAAAAAAGUCAAUAGAAUCUUCUAGCAGAGAAUACGUGCAUAAAAUGGUAGGGAUGAAGAUGUUAGGAGUGGGGAAGGUUGGGGUGGAUGUCCGAGUCACACCUGGGCUCAGCUGGCCUUUCUAUCUUUCCACUGUGUCACGUAAGUAGCUGCUUUUUGUCCCGCCUGGCGCUCGGGCUUCCCCAGCCUCACCCUGCAGAUCAGUUGGCGACAGCCCGGAGUUGUAGGAGCUGAUCCUGGCAUUGACCUGAAGGCAAACGCUGAAUUUUUUCCAUAAGAACGAUGUUAGAGGUUGCAAUUGGAGAAAACAGUUCCCAGGCUGUAGGAGUUAACUAAAGGUAUUGACACGAUUUAAAAAACCAACAAAAAAUAGUAAAGGAAUGUAUAUAAUACUGCUCUGUGUUUUACAGUAAGAUUUGUUGCUCUCAGACUGUGUAAAACAAAAUUUAUUCAUGUUUUCUGCAUAUUAAAAAAAUCUUAUUGUACCAAUUGGUAAACUAUUAAAUGCAUAUAAAACUA